Molecule: messenger RNA, 561 nt
Organism: Cyprinodon tularosa
Lineage: Eukaryota; Metazoa; Chordata; Actinopteri; Cyprinodontiformes; Cyprinodontidae
Product: galactose-specific lectin nattectin-like
Exons: 7
Coding region: 52-561 (169 amino acids)
Molecular function (GO): signaling receptor activity
Source: RefSeq, a predicted model, not a curated record
AAGAUCCUUCCUCCAGCUGGGAUCAUCUGUUGGAGGAUCAGAGGAGCAAAGAUGCCGGCUGCUCUCCAGCUGACGUUCCUCCUCGGCUCCAUCAUCAGCCUCCUGGCUGUUAAAGCUGCGUUUGCUCAAAGUGAGAACCUCGGGGCAGCUCCGGUCUGUGCCGCUCCUUGUCCUCCUGGUUGGACGCAGUUUGGUUCUCGCUGUUUCAUCUUCUACUACGAGUCCAAGACAUGGGUCGAUGCAGAGAAAUUCUGCAUAUCUAUUGGCGGGAAUCUGGCGUCCAUCCACAGCUCAGAUGAAAACACCUUCCUCAGUACGAUGGUGGAAAGAGUGACGGGUAGAACUCACUUCACCUGGGUCGGCGGCUACGACGCCGUCAACGACAGUACCUGGCUGUGGAGCGACGGCUCAGAGUUUAAUUAUGAGAACUGGUAUCCGGACGAGCCAAACAACCACAGAGGAAACCCAGAACACUGUCUGGAAAUAAACCUGGGAGGAGAGCAGUGGAACGACAUGCCCUGCUCCUCCAGCAGGCCUUUUGUUUGCUCCAGGAACCUCUGA